Calypte anna (Anna's hummingbird) is the source of this 2488-nucleotide messenger RNA. It is a transcript of the gene RAB11A, whose product is annotated as RAB11A, member RAS oncogene family. Gene Ontology annotation, cellular component: axon; transport vesicle; postsynaptic recycling endosome. Gene Ontology annotation, molecular function: GTPase activity; GTP binding. The transcript has 5 exons. Gene Ontology annotation, biological process: neurotransmitter receptor transport, endosome to postsynaptic membrane; melanosome transport; exocytosis. The record is from RefSeq and is a predicted model, not a curated record. The coding region runs from base 233 to 883 and encodes 216 amino acids. NCBI's taxonomy places the organism in Eukaryota, Metazoa, Chordata, Aves, Apodiformes, Trochilidae.
GCGUGGGCUCUGUACCGGGAGCAUCACCCGCCCCGCCGGGCAGUCCCUUCGAAUCCGGGCAGGGCGGGGCGGCGGCUCUGUCCCGGCAGCACUUUUGAGGCGCUGCCCCGGAAAGAGCCGCCCGUGGGCGGGCAGAGCGCGAAGGGCGGAAGCGCUGCGGCGACUGCAGGGAGGGGUCCGGCUCCCACUCCCAGUCCUCGGCUUCCCCCCCUUCCCCCCAGCACACCCCACCAUGGGCACCCGUGACGAUGAGUACGAUUAUCUCUUCAAAGUUGUACUUAUUGGAGACUCUGGAGUAGGCAAGAGUAACCUGCUGUCAAGAUUCACUCGCAAUGAGUUUAACUUGGAAAGCAAGAGCACCAUUGGAGUAGAGUUUGCAACAAGAAGCAUUCAAGUUGAUGGGAAGACAAUAAAGGCUCAGAUAUGGGACACAGCAGGGCAGGAGCGAUACCGAGCUAUAACAUCAGCGUACUAUCGUGGAGCUGUGGGGGCACUAUUGGUCUAUGACAUUGCCAAGCACCUUACCUACGAGAAUGUGGAGAGGUGGUUGAAGGAGCUGAGAGACCACGCUGACAGCAACAUUGUCAUCAUGCUGGUGGGGAACAAGAGUGACUUGCGCCACCUUAGAGCAGUCCCUACAGAUGAGGCCAGAGCUUUUGCAGAGAAGAAUGGUUUGUCAUUUAUUGAGACGUCUGCUUUAGACUCUACAAAUGUGGAAGCAGCUUUCCAGACUAUUCUGACAGAGAUCUAUCGUAUUGUUUCCCAGAAGCAAAUGUCUGACAGACGUGAGAAUGAUAUGUCUCCAAGCAACAAUGUGGUUCCCAUUCAUGUCCCUCCAACCACUGAAAACAAACCAAAGAUGCAGUGCUGUCAGAAUAUAUAGAAUUGUUCAUUCUUUCCUAAAAGGCUGUGUAUAUUCCCCAGGUCCAAGAUUUAAAUAUAUUUGUAAUUCUCGUGGUUACUUUCUUGUGUUUAGUUACUGCUUAUUCCUUCUGAAUUUUCUCCAUGUCUUAAAAACACUUUUGAUUUCAGUGUUUAUAAAUCUAUUGCUUCUGUGUGGCUGCAGUGUUUUCCCCAACACCAACUUGUUGCUUUUGGUUUGGUAAAUUGUAAGGAACUGAUCUGAUCCCUUUCCAACAUGAUGCCCGCUAGUCAGAGCACAGACACCUUUAGUAAGCACUUGAAGAUGUUAUUCUGCUCCUUGUAAAACAAUUACUGUCAAGUUAACUAGGAAAAUAUCUCUGGGCUGGACAAUCUUUCCUUGUCUUAAGGUGUUGCACACUGCAUCUUAUGCUUGAUGAAGUGCCCCUUGCUCUGAAGUGCAAUUUAAAGUAAGUGAAUGUUUCUGCCUAUGUCUUCAGAUUGCCAACUUAAGGAUUUUUUUUUCCUAUAGAAUAUAAUGGGGGAGAAAAGAGAAUUUCUUGUAAACGAGCAGCACGGUUCUUGCUACCUGUGAUUGAGCUGUUGUGGUUUGACACCUGCUAUAGCAGAAGGCAGAACUGCAAGGAGGCUGGCUGGGGAGAUGCUGGUGGCACUCUGUGGGAGGUGGCUCUUGGGAAGGAAGCCAAAGCAGGAGCUGUGUAACUGCUGAAGGGUCACUCCAACACUGGAACUUGCAGAGUAUUCUUGUGCCCUGAGACUUGGCCUCCACAGUGCUGGUGGUAUCAGGAUUUGAUGAUGCCUUUUUUUUUCUUUUCCUCUCUCAUAGCACACAGACUUGAAGGGGUUUAUCACAUGACACAUCACAUGUAUUAACACAUGCACAUGCUUGAGUUGAUGAAUUGAUAACCUCCACAACCUGGCCUUAGGUUGCAGUUCCAUUUCUUCUGGUAUUUUAAAUUAUCCCACUGGUUUGAUGUAUGCUUUUUUAACAAGAACAUCUGGAGCAGUUUUCAUACUGGAUGCCUUUCUUCCUUGCUCUGUUGCUCAGCACAAAUGUUCACUCUGCUUGUUCAGGGACUCAUGAACUGUGCCUUCUGUCGCUGCACUCACCGCUCCUCACUCCGGACACGCAGUGCCCAGAUUAGGGGGCUCCAGGCACUGCAUUGCCACAGUAUUUAAAAAGAACUGCUUGUUGUAGAAAUGCCUGCAGUUAUUUAUACCAUUACAGGGAAGUAGUCGAUUGUAGGAGAUGUUUCUCAAACUCUGAUACUACCCAUUUGGCAGAGCCAGCUCUGGGCAGGCAGUACCCAGCUGCUUUUCGUACCCAACCUUUCUGUCUUGCGGUGCUCAUGAUGUGUAAGGCACACAGAAGGCAUUGCUGUAGUCGGUCACUUGUUUUGUUUUGCUUUUUUUGUUUGUUUGUUUGUUUUUUAAAAAAAGCCAACACAUUUCUCCUCCUAGUCUUAGUUCUGAAGAUGCUACUUUGAUCUGUUUGUAAAUUACUUUGUAUUUUAUGCAUGUACUGUACCUUGAUUCAUUAUUUUUUUAGAUUGAUUUAAAAUAUAUUCAUCCAUGAUUCUAAUAAAGAAUUACAGGGGACAACUCA